GAGCUGUUGUUAAAUGCCUCCAGCGCUCGGCUUCACCACUGCAGAAACACACACACACACACACACACACACACAGACAGACUCUCUUCAGCGAGAAUCACGAGACCAGCGCUGUCCACAGCACGCUAAAAAAAUAUCUUUGUCGUUAUUUGUGGUGUUUGAAACUUUGUUGCGCUAAGUUUGAUCUUAACCCAACACGAGUGUGGGACAGAAGCAAGUCUUCAGAGCUCUGGUUUAUCAUCGUGUUCAGUGGCACAGAGUUUAGAGCGCAUUUCACCCACGAUGUCCACCAACACGCAGCAGAGCAAGAGCUGCCCCAUUCCCACGCGUGUCCUGCACCUCAAAGACUGGUCCCAGCUCCCAGACUGCUACAGCCAGACCCCUGGAGGAACACUCUUCUCCACCACACCAGGGGGAACUCGGAUCAUUUAUGAUAGAAAAUUCCUCCUGGACUGCAGGAACUCUCCCAUCGCCCGGACCCCGCCCUGUUGUUUGCCCCAAAUUCCUGGGGUGACUGUUCCUUCACACCAUCCCAUGUCCAAACUGCAGGAACUCAAAGAGGAGUUGGAGGAGGAGAAGGAUCUGGCAGCGGAUGACAACCAGUUUGAGAUGGACAUUUGAGUCUUUCACCUUCCUCCUGUGGAGAAUUCUUUAUUUUAUGUCGGGAUGUUGCUGCUCACCCCACGAUCAGCAGACAUCACAUAUUCACCAGAUUACAGGGCUUUUUAAUGAGCUAAACCGCCAAAGGGUGUCUUAUUCUUUUGUUUAAAAGUAUUUGUUAGACGUUUACAAGAAAAGAAAAAAACAUUAUUUUCAAGUGGCAGUGUUUUAAAGUUCUUUAUUGUACAUAUGGUUGUUUCUACUUUUUUUUUUUUAAGAAAAUGUAGCAUUACGUGUGAACCGGGGGAAAUCCACGGCAAAAUCUCGAAUUUCUGAGCUUUAUAUCUCAACAAAGACUGUUGAUUUUUUUUUAAUGGUAAAUAAAUGUGCCAAAUAAAUGUCUGUAGCGUAAGUUUGGUGUUUCACCUAAAAAAACACAUCAGAACAUAAAUGUACACCAUUGUGUGUCCUCAGGGUUUUCCUUUUGUUUUAUUUGCCUGGAUUUCCUCAGGUUUUAUUUUGAUUGAAAUAAAAGAAAAAAGAAAAAUAGUUGUCAUUUUAUCUGUUUAGAGUUUAAGAAAAUUUCAUUCUGGGAUACUGCUAUACAUUUUGGGUUUCAAAGUUGCAUAACACGCCUACAAAAACCAUGUUACUUCUGUAAACUAGAUUUGAUUUUACAGAAGGAAUAAUCAGAACUUGCAAGGCAGCAAGAUUUGUCAACUAACAUUUUAAGCAAAACAUUGGCCAUAUGAAAAACUUUGUCGUGAAUAUGACUGUCUUGGAGGAAAAACACUAGAAGACACAAAUGAACUUCAUAAACAAAAUGUUUGUAAUAUUCUUUUUAAAUGUUUUUGCUAAAGUCUUUUAUGCACCAAGUCUGCAUUUAUUUGAUAAAACGGAAAGAGUAUUGUAAUGUAUUAAUUUAAAAUAACUGGUUUUAAUAGAUUUUAACAUAAGUAAUUUAUUACUCCAGGCUUCAGCGUAACAUGAUCAUUUGAAUUAUGCUGAUUUGAUGCUUUAGAAAAACGUAUUGUUAAACUGUUUUACUGCUUAAUAUGCUGGAAAUUGUAAUAGAACACUUAUUGAAAUAUACAUUUUAGGUCUUUACUGCCACAUUUAAAUCAAUUACAUACCUUAAAAUAGUACUACUUAUAAAAAAUAAAAAUAAAAAAAGACUUUAGCCUGGCCUCUGCUGGUAGGUGCCGUUACUACGCACCAUGCCAAUUUUAGACUGCUUUCUAAACAAAUUGAACUAAACUCUGCACAUAUCGGCUUAAUAAAAAAAUAUCCAGAACUGACAAGUGUAAAAAUGUUGCUGUUGCUUUAAAUAGAAUUUUAAGUUCAAACAAAAGCAGAAAUGAAAGAUCCAUCUCCAACCAACCUUACAACCUAGUUUUUGCUGUCAUUUUGUACAGUAAUAAUGCGGUUAUCACAGACGUUAUAAUUUCUUCAAAUGCAAACUAGACUUUAUUGGUUAUAAAAGAUGACUUCAUUAUGCAAAAGAUACACAAAAGACUUAGACAUCUUAAAAAUCAAGUUUAUUUCUUGAAAUGUGUCCAAGACACUGGAGAAAUGUGUAUCCAGUGUUUCGAGAAAGAAUCAUGUUACAGUUACCUGUGUAUGUUUUGAGGUAUAGCUGAAUCACUAUUAAAGCCACUCUUAAAUAUAUAACAGGAUGAGAGGAUUUCUCCAUAAAAGCAGUAGAGAGAAAAAAAAAAAAAAAAAAAAAAAAAAAAAAAUCACCAAGACUUGCCACUAACAGAUUUCAACGGACAAGCUUACAAUCGAUAAGAAAUCCCUUUUCAGCUCACCUUGAAGCCAUGCAGCUUUGCAAAACAAAGCAAAGGUGACAAAAGGAAAGAAAAUAAAUCUAGAAACACUAAAGAAAAAUUAACCAAAACUGUUUAUUUUGAAAGCAUUUUGAGGGCUCUGAGCCUAGAUGUGAUAGACACAGCCAUGAUGUAAAAUACAACCAUACAAUACAAUAGAUUCAAAAAGGUACCAAAAAGUACAGUAAAAAAAUAACACUUCCAUCUCUGGAAAUGUAAAAAGGACACAAAAUGAAAAAAAAAAAAAAAAAAAAAAAUUAUAAAACAAA
Molecule: messenger RNA, 2698 nt
Organism: Carassius gibelio (silver crucian carp)
Lineage: Eukaryota; Metazoa; Chordata; Actinopteri; Cypriniformes; Cyprinidae
Product: eukaryotic translation initiation factor 4E-binding protein 3-like
Exons: 3
Coding region: 283-621 (112 amino acids)
Biological process (GO): negative regulation of translational initiation
Cellular component (GO): cytoplasm
Molecular function (GO): eukaryotic initiation factor 4E binding
Source: RefSeq, a predicted model, not a curated record